Molecule: messenger RNA, 3806 nt
Organism: Musa acuminata AAA Group (dessert banana)
Lineage: Eukaryota; Viridiplantae; Streptophyta; Magnoliopsida; Zingiberales; Musaceae
Product: PLASMODESMATA CALLOSE-BINDING PROTEIN 3-like
Exons: 7
Coding region: 2672-3469 (265 amino acids)
Source: RefSeq, a predicted model, not a curated record
AUCUCAAAAGCAACCACUUUUGAACUCUGAGGUUCCUCCUCAGACCUGCUUAAUUAACCAUAGGCAGCCACUUGAUCAAAAUGCAGGUCAUAUGGCUCAACCUUUGUCAACUUUUGCAUCAGCUAGGUCUCUUCCUUGUGAAGCAUCUCAAGUAGAAAACUGGAGAAAUAGAUCGAACAUUUCUGGACAAGAAAUCAAAGGAGCCUCAUGUUCUCUUUGACUUUCCUUAUGUCGGAAAUCAUUUUCAGGAAGAGAAGCAGCUGCAAGAGCAAGAAGAAGAUGUAUCUUGUUCCAGUUAUCAUGAAGUAACGGAUAAAACUGGUGAUGUUUCCCUUGGUAGCCAAGCUGAUUUAAGCACACUUGUUAAGAAUGAUAUGCUCCUUAGGCAGCCACCUAUAAAUCAUAACGGAGAUGCAGUUGAUCAGUCUGUUGAGACGCCAUUUCCUAUUCCAGCUGAUAGAGUUUCACCUUGCUUAUCCACCAAAGAUGGAUCUUAGGAAGGCAAUAAAUGCUGGGGGUUUUCAUGUUAAAAGUUCUGAUCUUCAACUCCCUGUUAAGGAGACGAGAUAAGGCCCUCAACAUCCUUUUACUGGCAGGUCUCAGCAAGUUGGCUUCUCAAAAAUGUUGCACGAUGUGUCACCAAAUUUAUCAGUUCGACAUUGCUUAGCUGGUCUGCAGCUUCACAGUGUUGCUCCAAGCAUACUUCAGACAAUAAUAAAUCAUGGUAAGAAUACAAGUUUGUUGGACCUGCAAAAUACAGAUGGUUGAGGUAAAAAUCAGGAAGAAAGUGCUCUGUCUGAAGUAGGUCUGAAUUCCAUUUCACGGGACGGAGAUCAUUAAGUUGUAGCCAAUUUCUUAAAACCAAAGCAAGCUGAGUAUGCUAACAAUGCUCUCUUCGAUGAGGAAGAACCACUAAAAAGUAAUCUGUUUGAUGGAGAUUCUAAUGUCUACAUUCCAUAUUUGGUCCAACACCAACAGGAUGUUGACAAGAGCAAAGGUAAUGGUUCAGGAUUUCACCCUCAGGCAGUACAUGCUCCAAUUAGAAAUAUUACUUCUUCUAGAAGUGAUGCUUGUUUCUCUGGAAGCACUUUAGUACCUACAGAAUCUCAAAAGAGAAAUUACUCCCUACUGCAACAAAUGCAAUCCAUGAAGGAUGCUGAUUCCAAUUCGAACAUGACCUAAGGACACAGGCUUAAAGGAGCUGACUUUAAAUCUAAUGCUUAUCAAAUGGAGCAUAAUGUAAGUCAGAGAUUUUCUUCUAGGCAGAAUACACUCUUCAAGGAUCCUGCAGAAGGGAAACUUGUUGCAAGUUCACAGAGUUCAUUUCCAUCAGAUGUCAAAAUGUUAUGCUUUUCUUCAAAGAAGAAUGAGAGAGAUUCAAAAAUAACAUCUAUUGCAGAAGAUCAUGAUCUUCAAAAUCAAAUGCACUCUCAGCACUCCAAGAUUCUCAGAUGACCUCUUCUUUAUUAGAAAUGCAUAAAACCUAUGAAACCAACAAGGGAAUGGCUAAACAUGAUGGACAGAGUCCCAAAUCUGCCACUCAAUUUCACUUUUUUGCAGAAGUUCCUCAGAGCACAGAAAAUAGUUCUAUACUAGAACAUAUAGUUGAUAACAGCAAAGUUGGUACCAUUGGGCAAAGUACAUUGGCCAGAACUAUAGCUACCAAUGAAUCAUCUGCCCUUGCGCUGCCUCCCAUUGUCAUGGAUCAUGGUGUUGUUCAAAUGUCAAAAAAGCGCAAGAGUGCAGCCUCAGAGCUACGUCCAUGGCAUGAGAUCUCACAAGGUUUACAAAGGUUGGUGAUGAAGCUGAAGUUAUUAAUGGACCAUCAAUGCUUUCAUCACGAAGAAGGCUAACUCUGACAACUCAGAUGAUCCAACAACUCUUACCAGCUUUACCAGCUACAAUGCUUAAUGUGGAUGCAACUUCAGCUUAUGAACAAGUGACCUACUCUGUUGCUAAAUCAGCUCUUUCUGAUUCAUGCAACAAGAUCUAUUCAUCAGAAAGAGAUUCUUGUUUAAUUGAUGGUGAUCUAUAACCAGAAUGUUUAAGUCUUCUCUGGUGGCGGACUGUAUUUUCUCAAAUAUUGUGGAAGAAUUUAGUGGAAGGUCCAACAGGCUUGAAAGCAUGUUCUCAAGGUCUCUGCAAGGGCUCAUCUUAAGUUGUUCAAAGUAGCAGAUUUCGCAUAAAGAAUUGUUUGCUCCAGUGACUCAACAGAUGACUGAUAACAAUGGGGUACAAUAUCCUUAACACACUAAUUUCUCCUCAAGCUCAAGCUGAUAGGGUUUGGACUACUGGAGAUGAAGUGAACUGCAUGAUUGUGCAAAAAGAUAUAUGCAGUGCUCUGGCCAACUUAUGAGCAGAAGAUUACAAAGAUGACAUUGCUGGAGCAACUGUCGAUUCUGGGUUCUGAUGGCCAACCACAACUGACACGUUGCUCACAUCACACUGACGACUCAACAAGUGCAGAACAAGAUAAGUUAUACGUGUCUGGAGGAGCUGCUGCAUGUUCCAAAUUCUGAUGCACAACCCAUGGCAGAAAAGCACUGUUCAUUCUCCCAAGGUCACAUGCUACAACCCAAAAGUAAAAAGAGGCUCGACGACGGAGGACACAGACACAGUGUGGUGGCAUUAACAGUAAACAAUCGUGUGGGCGAAGAAAUAAAUCCAUCUGAUGAUAUGUAAGCAGCAGCACUCACCCAAGCAUGAUUCUUGUUCGCAUCCAUUGACACCCCUCACAAGCCAACCUAAUAAGCUUGCUGGGUUGCUGCAAAUCCUCUCUCUCUCUCUCUCUCUCUCUCUCUGUGUGUGUGCUGCUGCUGCUGCUGCUGCUGCUGCUGCUGUAGAAAUGGCUACUUUCCUGCUCCUCGUGCUCGCCGUCGCCAUGUCUAGUGGUUCAGAUGCUGCUUGGUGUGUGUGCCGAUCUGAUAUGAGCAACACUGCUCUGCAAAAGGCACUGGACUAUGCUUGUGGAGCUGGGGCUGACUGCACUCCUAUCAUUCAGAAUGGGGCAUGCUACAACCCCAACACAGUGCUCGCCCACUGCUCUUACGCUGCCAAUAGCUAUUACCAGAGGAAGGGUCAGGCCCAAGGAGCCUGUGACUUUGCAGGCACUGCCUCUCUUACAUCAACAGAUCCAGGGGGGAAUGGUUGCACAUACCCUGCGACUUCCAGUGUUGCAGGAACUUCCGGCACUCCAACAACCACCACCCCAACGAGCAGCACCCCCGCAAUCGGCACUCCGACAAGCACAAGCACCACUCCCCCAACCACGACGACGACUCCUACAACCUUCAGCCCUCCAACCACAGGCGCCACCCCCACGGGGACCGGAGGGGUGCUGGGAGGACUGGGCCCCACUGGUACAACCAGUAGCAUUGAUGGUAGUGAUGGGGGCUUGCUCCCAGGGGCUGAGGUGGCCUCACUCCUAUCAACUCUCUUUCUCUCGUCCGUGUUCCUGUUGAGGUUAUGAGUUCACACUUGUAGUAGGCUGUCUGAAAUCACAUCUUUCGAGGAAUUGAAAGCAUAUCGAUGAGCAGAUGAGGGUCCACAAGUCAUGUGAUGAACAUAGGUGGCCAACGAGGGAUCCAUCUACAGACGUUCCCCCCACCAGUGUUUUGUUGUUUAGUGGCAACAAAAGUGGGGCUUUGAUUCCCUCUUUUAUGCUCUUUUUCUUUUCAUGGAACUUGUCCUUCUCUCUCUCUCUCUUAAGUGAUCCAGGGAGGCAAUGAUUCAUUGUAUCAUAUGGGUUGAUGAGGCUGCCAUACCUCCCUUUUAGCUUAAUGUCUAAUCUAUAUGGGUUGUAUCUA